GUCGAGCUGCGGCCGUCGGCGCGGAGGGUGCGUCGAAAACGUCGGUCCGCGCCGGCGACGACGGCAGGACGGUGCGGUGGAGAGAGGCGUGAAGUUGGGAAGGGAAGGAGAAAGAGCAAGUGAUAAAGAGUGAGAGAGCAGCAGGUGACGCGUAAGGAGAGAGAUCGGCGAUGUGAAGUGAGGAGAGAGUUGAGGUCUGAAAAGUGACAAGUGACCAAGGUGAGGUGUGGAAGACACCGCCGUCAGUGCGUUGGUAAAGGAACCCAUCCGUGACCCCGCCGGUGACUGAGGGGGCAGAGUGACAGUUUGCGUUUGAAAGAAGAAGCGUGGUUUGUUGUCAGAUGUUGGAUAAACACUGUGACCAGACACAAUGAAAGACGGGCAAUCUGCUGUUUCAAGACAACAACAUCGGACAAUAUAGCCCACCACCGGCUCAGUCGCGGCACCCGGUGAGCCGCGGUGACCUGUGGUGACCUGCAGUGACCUGCGGUGACCUGUGGUGACCUGCGGUGACCUCUGCUGACCCCGCGGCGCGGCCACCGCCGGCGGGCGGUCCGUCAUCACGCCGGCCAUCGGGAUGCCCAACAGAAAGGGCCUUCUGGCUCCACAAAACACCUUUCUUGAUACCAUCGCCACCCGAUUCGAUGGCACCCACAGCAAUUUUGUGCUGGGAAAUGCCAAGGUGUCGGCGACAUUUCCGAUCGUCUACUGUUCGGACGGGUUCUGCGACCUCACGGGGUUCGCGCGCGCCCAGAUCAUGCAGAAGGGCUGCGCGUGCCGGUUUCUGUACGGCGCAGAUACGGCCGAGGACCACCGUCGACAGAUCGAGCUGGCCCUGCAGGAGAAAACCGAGCUCAAACUGGAGGUCAUGUUCUACAGGAAAAAUGGCUCUCCGUUCUGGUGCCUACUGGACAUUGUUCCGAUCAAGAACGAGAAGAGGGAGGUGGUUCUGUUCCUGGCAUCGCACAAAGACAUAACGCCGACCAAAGUGGCGCAGAUGUCCACGCUGUCGUACGAGGAUCAGGACGACGAUCAUCUGUGCGACAACGGAGAGCGAGAUCCGAACGGCAACGAGCUAGACGUUGAGGCGCCCCCGAUCAACUACCAGCGGCGGCGCUCGCGAGCCGUGCUCUACCAGCUCUCCGGCCACUAUACGCAGGAGAGAAAGUCCAAAAUAAAGCUCAAUAACUCGCUGCUCCAGCCUGGAUCAACGGCGCCACUUCCCGAGUACAAAACUGUGUCUGCCAAGAGAUCCAAGUUUGUUCUGUCUCAUUAUGGUAUUUUUAAGUCGUGCUGGGACUGGCUGAUACUUGUGGCCACUUUCUACGUGGCCGUGGUUGUGCCGUACAACGCCAGUUUCGUCAUGGACCGGGACCGACCGUCCGUGGUCAGCGACGUCGUCGUCGAGGCGCUCUUUCUCAUAGAUAUCAUCCUCAACUUUCGCACCACAUACGUGAACAAGAAGGGCGAGGUGGUGUCCAACCCGCGCUACAUCGCCACCAACUACCUGAAGGGCUGGUUCAUCGUGGACCUGCUGGCGGCACUGCCGUUCGACCUGCUGUUCGCAGCCGACGUCUACAGCUCGGAGACGCCGAUCCACCUUCUGAAGCUGACGCGGCUGCUGCGGCUGGUGCGACUGCUGCAGAAGAUCGACCGGUACACGCAGUACAGCAGCAUGAUCCUGACGCUGCUGCUUGUGCUGUUCUCGCUGGCGGCACACUGGCUGGCCUGUGUGUGGUACGUGCUGGCAGACAGGGAGCGACAGCAGCACCCAGCCGACUGGGACAUCGGCUGGAUACCGCAGCUGGCGGAGCGUCUCCACCUGCCUGUGGACAAUGUGACCACGGAGAUGUCGUACAUCACGGCUCUCUACUUCACCUGCACCAGCCUGACCAGCGUCGGCUUCGGCAACGUCAGUGCCAACACCAACACGGAGAAAAUCUUCAGCGUCGUCGUGAUGCUUGUCGGAGCUCUGAUGCACGCAGCAGUAUUCGGAAAUGUGACAGCAAUAGUACAAAGAAUGUAUGCUAAACGCUCAUUGUAUGACUCCAAGUGGAAUGACCUGAAUGAUUUUCUCACACUCUACCAAGUUCCAAAGGAGCUCAAGCAGCGGAUACAGGACUACUUCCAGACUAUGUGGUCGCUCAACCACGGCAUCGACAUGGGCGAGAUUCUGCACGACUUUCCGGAGGAGCUGCGCGGCGACGUGUCGAUGCACAUUCACCGGGAGCUGCUGCAGCUGCCCAUCUUCGUCACCGCCUCCACCGGCUGCCAGAAGCUGCUCUCGCUGCACGUCAAGGACAGCUUCUGUGCGCCCGGAGAGUACCUGGUGCACUGCGGAGAUGCGCUGCACUACAUCUACUACCUCUGCAACGGCAGCAUGGAGGUCGUACAGACCGACAUGGUCGUCGCCAUCUUAGGCAAGGGUGACCUGGUGGGCUGCGACAUCCAGCGUCACCUGCAGGACGGCAGCGAUGUGGUCGUCAAGUCGAGCAGCGACGUUCGGGCGCUCACCUACUGUGACCUCAAGUGUCUGCACAUCGGCGGACUGGUGGAGGUGCUCAAACUGUACCAGGACUUCCAGCAGGACUUCAGCAACGACAUCCGGCACGACCUCACCUACAACCUGCGCGAGGGAUACGAGGCGGACGUCUCAUCGGUGAGCGCGAGCGUCUCCUCGGACACGGAGAACAGCGUCGGCCCCGGUCACACUCUGCCCUCCAUCAGCGAGGACAACGAGGCAGUGGAGGAGGCAGAGGAGGUGGAGGACCCGCCACUCUCGCCACAAUCGCCCAACAUGCGCCGCAAUGGCAACAGCAGACUCUUCUGUGAGGACUCGGAGCCGCUGCUGCGGCCGCGGCGGGGCGUCGAGCGCAGUCCGCUGGGCGGUCAGCACUCCACCUCCCUGUCGCCGAUGGUGCUCCGUCUGCGACGGCUCGGCUCCCUGGACAACAUGGCAACCGACCGGCCGCGGGAGAGAGACCGGCCACCCGACGACAGCAGAGCCAAGGUCGACCAAAUUCACGACCAGGUCCAGACGGCCGUACAGCUCUUACAGACGCUCACGGCUCGCACGGCCCAGCAGCCCGCCGCGCGCGCCACCUGUGACCAGGAGACGCAAACUGAGUUUCCCACACGGAUGCUAGAGGAGUUCGUGUCGCGAAACAAGGACCGAGUGCUGGCCCUGCUCGGUGUCGGAGCGGACGGCAACCGCGUCAUGAACGCCGCCCACCCGCGCUCGCCGCAGCGGGGCGUCACCUUCGCGCUCGAGAUGCCAGUCGGGAAGAGCGAGAACGCCGUUCGGUGUCGCGCCCCCUCACAGGUGACGGACUUUUAGCGCGCGGGUUCUGGCCGCGCGAGUGGGGCGUUGAUGAUUGUUACGUGCGACGCACAGGCACCCGGGUUUUAUCUUUGGACGAGUGUUUGUUUAUACCGUGAGUGCCUGUGCCGAGUGGAGGAGUGUGUGAGGUUUGGGAGAGAGUGGGUUCCGUCUGAGAGGGAGAGUAUUUUGCGGACUGACCUUAUAGGGCGGUUGGAUGUUUUGAGACAUGUGACGGACGGACGUCGGGCGGCGGCCGAGACCGGCCACUCAUAUUCCAGUCGAAUCAGACGAUCUUAUGUAUAUACUUCUUGCGCACUUGUUUCUGUGAUCUGCCCAUGCCCAAAUAAAGACAAUAUAUCAGCUCAUCAAA
Molecule: messenger RNA, 3692 nt
Organism: Amphibalanus amphitrite
Lineage: Eukaryota; Metazoa; Arthropoda; Thecostraca; Balanomorpha; Balanidae
Product: potassium voltage-gated channel subfamily H member 8-like
Exons: 17
Coding region: 578-3337 (919 amino acids)
Biological process (GO): potassium ion transmembrane transport; regulation of membrane potential
Cellular component (GO): membrane
Molecular function (GO): voltage-gated potassium channel activity
Source: RefSeq, a predicted model, not a curated record